Molecule: messenger RNA, 255 nt
Organism: Cooperia oncophora
Lineage: Eukaryota; Metazoa; Nematoda; Chromadorea; Rhabditida; Trichostrongylidae
Source: the annotation of a GenBank genome assembly
AUGCGCUGCUAUAUCUGCCUCGCCAAAGUUGUCACAGCAAUGUACGUUGAUCACGACAACGAUUCUAUGCUGAUCCUCACCGAUCACGAUGCUCCAAUGUUCAAGUUAAUUAGAAUCUCAUUGAAAGAUAAAUCAAUUAAAGAAGUCAUACCUGAAAAUCCUCGUCACAAGUUGGAUUGGGCUAGACCAGUUGCUAACGAUCGCCUUAUUGUCUCUUAUAUUGAAGAUGUGAAGCAUGUCGUUAUAUGUGCAUGA